Lactuca virosa is the source of this 1709-nucleotide messenger RNA. The record is from the annotation of a GenBank genome assembly. NCBI's taxonomy places the organism in Eukaryota, Viridiplantae, Streptophyta, Magnoliopsida, Asterales, Asteraceae.
CAAAAACGCCCAAAAUCAAAUAUUAACAAAAAAAAAACCCCUCAUCAUCAACCUUUGUCUUUUGCUUAAAAAAUGGAUACUAUUUGGCAGGAACAGAAUCAUGGUGGCGGCGGUUUUCAGCUGCCGGAGAGUCCAAGGAGGCCGAUGGAGUUCUUGUCGAGAUCAUGGAGUGCUGCUGCUCUCCAGGUCUCUAAAACUCUACACUCUCCGCUAUCUCCAUUGAUUCCAAAAUCUGGUAUUAAUACUGAUAAUACCGGUGCAAACUCUGUUGCCGCCGCGGCGGAAAACAACAACCGUUUCUCCGGUGUCGAGGCAGCGGAGGAAUCAGCCGCAGCCGCAGCCGCAUUACUGUCUGGAAACACGUUCUCGUUUGCGUCCUCCGCCACUUCGCAGCUAGUGCUCGAACGCAUCAUGUCUCAGUCCGAUAUAUCGCCAUUAGCAUCAGGGAGGCUGUCACACAGCAGUGGACCUUUAAAUGCGACGUUGACGGAGGAAACCGAUAGUCCUCCGAUCUCCCCUUCCGAUGACUACGACGAUGUCGUCAAGUAUCUUCGAGCAAACAACUCGUUACAACCCCUGUUUGUCAACGCACGUAGCGGUGGUUACACAGGCGGCAGCAGCACCUGCCGGGAAAACGCGGUUUCCGUUGCCGGCGUGGCGGCAGCUGUGGCCACCAUCGCAGCCGCCACCGCCGCAGCUUCAGCCUCUAGAAAAGACGAGCAAAUGGCGAAAACCGACAUGGCGGUGGCCUCUGCCGCCACCUUGGUUGCCGCCCAAUGCGUGGAGGCCGCUGAAGCCAUGGGAGCUGAACGUGAACAUCUUAUCGCGGCUGUUAAUUCUGCUGUUAAUGUCAAGUCGCAUGGUGAUAUAUUAACCCUCACUGCCGCAGCUGCCACAGCUUUACGUGGUGCGGCGACUUUGAAGGCACGUGCAUUGAAGGAAGUAUGGAAUAUAGCAGCGGUUAUUCCGGUUGAUAGAGGAGUGAAAGAAAGCAAAAGCCAUGGAAAGAGUGGUGGUUACUGUGAAGAGCUUCUUCCGGAAGAAAACUUUCUUGGCAUUUGUAACCAAGAACUUCUUGCUCGUGGUAGUGAGCUUCUUAAACGUACACGUAAUGGUGAUCUGCAUUGGAAAAUUGUAUCUGUUUAUAUCCAUCGAACGGGUGAAGUAAUGCUAAAGAUGAAGAGCAAACACGUUGGCUCUACGAUCACGAAAAAGAAGAAAAAUGUUGUUUUGGAGGUUUGCAAAAACAUGCCUGCGUGGCCAGGGAGGCACCUAUUUGAAGGCAGUGAGCAACGGCGCUACUUUGGGCUGAGGACGACCAUUCGUGGAGUAGUGGAGUUUGAGUGCAGGAACCAAAGAGAAUACGACAUGUGGACUCAGGGUGUGUCACGUCUUUUGUCAAUUGUGGCCGAAAAGAAGCUCUCUCGACGGCCAUAAGGUUUAAGCCUUUAAGGUUAGUUAGGGACACUGUCCUCCUACUCCUACUACUUAGUUUUGCUGUUUUGGACGACAAACAUUGUAAAGGUCUGUGUGUGUGGUAUGGGCUAAUGGCUGGCAGGUUUAGGGAGUUUAUAAUUAUAGUUAUAGGCUUAUUUGAUGGGGGUGUGUAAUGAAUUUAAUGAUAUACGUUUGGUUGGUGUUGGUAGUUGAUAGUUAUCGAUACAUUUUCAUAAACCAAACAUACGUUGGCCUUGGGCCCUUGGCUAGAU